Suricata suricatta (meerkat) is the source of this 705-nucleotide messenger RNA. Its product is annotated as 60S ribosomal protein L12-like. Gene Ontology annotation, biological process: translation. Gene Ontology annotation, cellular component: cytosolic large ribosomal subunit; ribosome. The transcript is spliced from 3 exons. The record is from RefSeq and is a predicted model, not a curated record. Bases 70 to 705 code for a protein of 211 amino acids. Gene Ontology annotation, molecular function: large ribosomal subunit rRNA binding; structural constituent of ribosome. Lineage: Eukaryota; Metazoa; Chordata; Mammalia; Carnivora; Herpestidae.
AGGAGGUGAAGGUGUAACAGUCUUUGGUUAUCCUGAAUCUAGGUUCAUUUAACAUCAGUGGCCUCCACCAUGCUGCCCAAGUUUGACCCCAACAAAGUCAAAGUCAUACACCUGAGGUGCACCAGUGGUGAAGUCAGUGCCACAUCUGACUUGGCCCCAAAAAUCAUCCCUUUGGGUCUGUUUCCAAAAAAGUUUAGUGAUGAUAUCUCCAAAGCAACAGGUGAUUGGAAGGGCCUGAGGAUUUCAGUGAAACUGAUAAUUCAGAACAGACAGGCCCAGAUUGAAGAGGUAUCUUCUGCUUCUUCCCUGAUUAUUGAAGCCCUCAAGGAACCUCCAAGAGACAUAAAGAAGCAGAAAAACAUUACGCACAGUGGAAAUAUCACUUUUGAUGAGAUUUUCAACAUUGCCCAACAGAUGCAGCACCGAUCUUUAGCUAGAGAACUCUCUGGAAACAUUAAAGAGAUUCUGGGGGCCACCCAGUCUGUGGGCUAUAAUGUUGAUGGCUGCCACCCCCAUGACAUCAAUAGUGGUGUGAUGAAAUGCCCAGUUUCCAAGGAGAUGGUGGUUUCCAAGGAGAUGGCCCGACAGUUUCACCCAAACCGGGAAGAGAGCGCGCUAGCUGAGCUCCAGCAGCACAGACAGAUCCGGCAAGCCCAGCGCCGGGUCCCGCCCGCUGGGAAGUCCCGGAAGCUUCCUGCCGCGUAA